AUGGUCAACGGCCCCGUCAUCAUUGAAGACUUCGCCGAUCCGGCUUUUUAUCGGGACGUCGAUUUCUGGCACGCAUUCGCCACCUGCAACCAAAACCAGUCGGUCAAUAUUCAAAUGGCUCGUUCACGGGAUUUCGACAAGUGGGAGCGCAUCGUCGACGACGCCCUUCCGGAUCUGCCCCGUUGGGUGAAUCUACCCAUGCCGUUUGUCUGGGCACCUUCCGUUACAUGCUUGGACAAUGGCACCUAUAUACUCUAUUACGCUGCCUCGAUGGCUUCCGACCCCAGAUUUCACUGCAUUGGUGUAGCUAGUUCGGACAAUAUCACUGGCCCUUACGACCCCGACCCUGAGCCCUGGGCCUGCGCGUUGGAGCGUGGAGGCGCCAUCGAUGCAUCUGCAUUUCAGGACGUCUCUGGCCAGCGGUAUGUCGUCUACAAAAUCGACGGCAAUUCACUCGGGUCUGGCGGCGCUUGCAACAACGGUAUCCCACCCAUUCAACCCACUCCGAUAAUGCUCCAAGCCGUUGCAGCGGAUGGGGUCACCAAGCAAGGCAAAGCAACACAAAUCCUUGAUCGAACUGACAAGGACGGUCCACUCGUAGAGGCUCCUUCCAUCCACCAAGCUGCAGAUGGCUCAUAUGUGUUGUUCUAUUCAAGCGGGUGCUUCUCGGAUCCAAGCUAUGACAUUCGCUGGGCUUCGGCGAACGACAUCCGCGGACCGUACACCCGAUUCGGCACUCUAUUGAAGACCGGAAUGAUGGGAUUAACGGCGCCUGGAGGUGCAGAUGUCAUAGAUGGUGGGCGAAUGAUGUUCCAUGCAGAUUUUGGAAAAGGCCGAGCGAUGUACACCACUCAAGUAGCCCAUGGAGGCGCAGCCGUCAGGUUGGUACAAUAUGAUGGCUAG
Molecule: messenger RNA, 903 nt
Organism: Eremomyces bilateralis CBS 781.70
Lineage: Eukaryota; Fungi; Ascomycota; Dothideomycetes; Eremomycetales; Eremomycetaceae
Product: Arabinanase/levansucrase/invertase
Exons: 2
Coding region: 1-903 (300 amino acids)
Biological process (GO): carbohydrate metabolic process
Molecular function (GO): hydrolase activity, hydrolyzing O-glycosyl compounds
Source: RefSeq, a predicted model, not a curated record